AACUGCGUAGAAAUCCUGCAUACAUUCCACUAUGUCAUCCGUCAAGACGUUCCCCACAAUCAAAGCCGUCCGAACUUUCGUCGUAGGCGGUGUAGGUUCCGGCGGUGACUACCACAAUGUUGCCCGUGGUCAUUGGCUUAUUGAUAAUCCGAUUGCCACGCCCAUGUCCAAGUACGAGGAAUAUCGUAGCUCUCGUAUAACCUGGGGCAUCAACGUCCUCGGCUCGUUCUGUGUCGAAAUAGAGGCCAGCGACGGCACAACCGGGUUCGCCACUGGGUUCGGCGGACCACCCGCUUGCUGGAUUGUCUCGCAGCACCUCGAACGGUUCCUUAUCGGGGCAGACCCAAGAAAUACGAACCGCCUCUGGGACCAGAUGUUCCGUUCGACGAUGUUCUAUGGGCGAAAGGGGCUCCCCAUUGCUGUUAUAUCCGUCAUCGACCUGGCUAUAUGGGAUUUGCUCGGGAAAAUUCGCGGGGAGCCUGUGUACAAGAUGAUUGGUGGUUCGAUCAAAGAUGAAAUAUCAUUUUAUAUCACUGGCCCGGAGCCGACUGCGGCGGAGGCGAUGGGAUUCUGGGGCUCGAAAGUUCCGUUGCCGUAUGGUCCUGAUGAGGGGCAUGCGGGGUUGAAGAAAAACGUCGAGUUUUUGAGGAAACAUAGGGAGAGCGUCGGGCCUGACUAUCCUAUCAUGGUCGACUGUUGGAUGGCGCUGAAUGUUCAGUACACCAUCGAGCUGGCGACGGCAUGCUUGGAUCUGAACAUCAACUGGUGGGAAGAGGUCUUACAUCCUGAUGACUUUGAUGGCUUCGCAAGGUUAAAAUCUGCGCUGCCGCGACUUAAGUUUACCACAGGAGAGCACGAGUACACCAAGUACGGGUUCCGCAAGCUUAUCGAGGGCCGUAACAUCGACAUUCUCCAACCUGACGUGAUGUGGGUUGGAGGAAUGACUGAGUUAGUGAAGAUCGCUGCUCAGGCGGCGGCGUACGAUAUCCCUGUUGUGCCCCACGCCAGCGGCCCCUACAGCUACCAUUUCGUCGUUUCGCAACCGAACUGCCCCUUCCAAGAGUACCUGGCAAACUCGCCCGAUGGGAAAUCAGUGCAACCAGUGUUCGGCGACCUGUUCUUGAAUGAGCCUGUGCCGCACGGAGGAAAACUGCAUGUGUCGGUACUGGAUAAGCCUGGAUUUGGAUUGGAAUUGAAUCCCAAUGCACGGUUGCUGCCAGCGAAUAGCGUGUUGUUCCCGUCGCCUGGUAAAGAGAUAACUGCCACCCUUGAGAAGGAGAAGGAAAAUUGAAUAGGUAGCCGCUCAAUUGUAAGAUGUAUAUGACGUAUAGAAUAUCCAAAGAAAACCCUGUCAAGGUAAUUAUGUAGCUGGAUUGGCAAUCAGACAAAUUGGUUGGAUUAUACCGUCUC
Guyanagaster necrorhizus is the source of this 1410-nucleotide messenger RNA. Its product is annotated as enolase C-terminal domain-like protein. Gene Ontology annotation, molecular function: L-rhamnonate dehydratase activity; magnesium ion binding. The record is from RefSeq and is a predicted model, not a curated record. Lineage: Eukaryota; Fungi; Basidiomycota; Agaricomycetes; Agaricales; Physalacriaceae. The transcript is spliced from 3 exons. Gene Ontology annotation, biological process: carbohydrate catabolic process. The coding region runs from base 32 to 1291 and encodes 419 amino acids.